AUGAGCAUAGGGAAGGAUCAGGACUUGAACGAUGCGUUAGCAGUGGUUCCGUCCUGUUCCUCGUCUAUUCUCAACACGCCGACUCGUUGUGAGUCGACGGUCGACGAAAGUGACGGAAUAACCGUCAUAAUCAGCCGGUCACAGCCAUCGGAGUGGCGAUGGCUGCUAACCAAGUUCAAUGUAGCAGACCAAUUGACCAAGUGGAACAAAGGCCCACAGCUGGUUUCUUGGUUCCGGGGUCCACAUUUUUUGUAUGGAACAGAGUCUGAGUGGCCGCAGCAUCGAUCCACGAAACCGAAUGUAGAAGAAGAGAUGCGAACGACGUUCUUGUUACACGACAUCAAAAUACAAGCUCAGUUAGUGGACGUAUCCAGAUUUUCCAAGUGGAACGUGCUCAUCAAAACGCUGGCAUGUGUGAAGAGGUUUAUCGAGAACCUACGGGCAAAGAGGCUAGGAAAAGCUAUCGAAACAGUUGCAGCAUCAACGAACGUCAAAGCAUUGGUCAUGACGAAGCAGCUGAUGAUCGUGAAACCAUUGACCCGUGAGGAGUAUCAAGUGGCAGAGAGAGCGCUGUUGAAGCUUGCUCAGGUUGAAGCGUUCCCGGACGAGGUUAGAGUUUUGCUGAAGAGUCGUCGCACAGAGGGAUCAACUGGAGCCAAACUCGAGAAGAGCAGUCCUCUCUACAAAGUGUCGCCGAUGUUAGAUGAGUUCGAUGUGAUCAGAAUGGAAAGAAGAUUGUCGACAGCUGAGUUUCUUCCGUUCGAACUGCGUUUCCCGAUAGUGCUACCGAAGGGCCACCAUAUCACACGGAAACUUCUGGAACAUUACCAUCAAAAGUUCGGCCACGCAGGACGAGAGACGGUUACUAACGAAGUACGCCAGAGGUUCUAUAUACCACAUCUUCGAGCCGAAGUCAGGAAGGUGAUGGAUAGCUGUAUGUGGUGCAAAACUAGAAAAUGCAAACCGGAAGCACCAAGGAUGGCACCGUUACCUGUGCAACGCGUAACUCCCAAUCGUCGUCCGUUCAGCUUUACUGGGGUGGACUUCUUCGGUCCUUUGCAGGUUACCGUUGGUCGGCGUGUAGAGAAGCGAUGGGUGGCAUUGUUUACCUGCCUUGUCACUAGAGCAAUCCACCUACAAGUAGCCCAUAGUUUGUCAAGUCAGGCAUGCUUGAUGGCGAUCCGGCGUUUUGCGUGUCGAAGAGGAAUGCCAACGGAGUUUUUCUCAGACAAUGGAACGAACUUCGUAGCGGCGAGUAAGGAGGUGAUGAAGAACAUCGGUAUGAGCUGUAGCGAAGUAUUCAAGGAUGCGAGAACGAGAUGGAACUUCAAUCCACCAGCAGCCCCCCAUAUGGGCGGGGCUUGGGAACGACUGGUGCGAUCAGCGAAAGAAGCAUUAUCAGCGAUGGACGACGGGCGAACGAGGUAUUGCUGA
Molecule: messenger RNA, 1434 nt
Organism: Sabethes cyaneus
Lineage: Eukaryota; Metazoa; Arthropoda; Insecta; Diptera; Culicidae
Exons: 1
Coding region: 1-1434 (477 amino acids)
Biological process (GO): DNA integration
Molecular function (GO): nucleic acid binding
Source: RefSeq, a predicted model, not a curated record